UUUAUUUCUCUUCUCUUUCACUCUCACUCACGCACGGCCCCCUUUCUUCUCAGCAGAGCCGCCUUCACCACCAGCUCAGCUCUUCUUCUCGCCUCGCCUCUCUCACACCACCAGCCCCCCUUCUCUCUCACGCACGGUCAAGAGAAGAAAGACCCACCCGCCCACCACAUCCUCGGAGCACGCCAGCCGCACAGGGAGCACGCCAGCCGCCACAGCGCCACCACCAGCCAGCCUCGUCUCCUCCCUUCGCCGCCACAGCGCCACCACAGGCUGGUUAGGUAUAAUGGCUUCCGAAGUACCACCUCAAGUCCCAGCAGAAGCUCUUCAAUCCCUUUCAGUCUCUGAAUCCCAACCACCGGAGGAACCGGCUAGCUCCUCUAAUCCAAUUGAUCCUGUUUUGGAGGAGAGGUACCGAAUUGUUAGAAGUGUUGGAGAGGAGUGCAUUCAAGAGGAUGAGCUCCGGAAUUUAUUAGCAAAGAAGCCUGAGCCUAUCUGCUAUGAUGGGUUUGAGCCGUCUGGUAGAAUGCACAUUGCUCAGGGUGUUUUGAAGACGAUAAGUGUGAACAAGCUUACCUCUGCUGGGUGCAAAGUGAAAAUCUGGAUCGCGGAUUGGUUUGCACAGCUUAACAAUAAAAUGGGGGGUGACUUGAAAAAAAUUGAGACUGUUGGCCGCUACUUAAUUGAGAUAUGGAAAGCUGUUGGUAUGGAUCAAGAAGGAGGCAAAGUGGAGUUCUUAUGGUCAUCAAAGGAGAUUAAUGCAAGAGCACAUGAGUAUUGGCCUAUUGUAAUGGAUAUAGCUCGCAGGAAUAAACUUCCAAGGAUAAUCAGGUGUAGUCAAAUUAUGGGACGAAGUGAGCAAGAUGAGUUGACUGCAGCCCAAAUUCUCUACCCAUGCAUGCAAUGUGCUGAUAUAUUCUUCUUGAAGGCUGACAUUUGCCAGUUAGGAAUGGAUCAGCGAAAAGUUAAUGUACUUGCAAGAGAGUAUUGUGACGAUAUCAAAAGAAAGAACAAACCUAUUAUUUUGUCACACCACAUGUUACCUGGAUUACAGCAAGGACAGGACAAGAUGUCUAAAAGUGACCCAUCGUCCUCCAUCUACAUGGAAGACGACGAGGCUGAGGUGAAUUUGAAGAUAAAGAAAGCUUACUGCCCUCCAAAGAUUGUGGAAGGGAAUCCAUGUCUAGAGUACAUUAAAUAUCUUGUUUUAGCCUGGUUUCACGAGUUCACUGUGGAGCGAGGUGAACAGAAUGGUGGGAACAAGACCUACAAAAGCUUUGACGAUUUAACCGCUGACUAUGAGAGUGGGGAUCUUCAUCCAGGCGACCUUAAACCCGCCUUAUCAAAGGCAUUGAAUAAAAUACUACUGCCUGUUCGAGAACAUUUUAAGAAUGACAGUAAUGCAAAAGAACUCCUGAAAAGGGUCAAGGCUUACAGAGUAACAAAGUGAUGUUGACAAUGGAGCUUUGAAGAUUUUGCCUCCUCCCCUUUGCUUACUGUAACUGGAUUUUAAAGAAUGAAAAAGAAAAGGGUUUGAUAUUUGAGAUUGUAGUGAAUUUAAAAUAAUAAAAUGCUCAGCUAUUUAGACUAACAUAUUUAUUCAGCAAGUAUAAAUAGUAAAUAUCAAAUUGGCUGAGUUAGCUUUUACUACUUUGUUUGCUGUACUUCAUUUUAUUUUACCUGAGAAUUUCACCAGUUUGGUUUGUUUCACAGAGUUUAUGAAUGGCACAUGUCUCUUUUCUAAA
Humulus lupulus (European hop) is the source of this 1742-nucleotide messenger RNA. RefSeq names its product tyrosine--tRNA ligase 1, cytoplasmic-like. The transcript is spliced from 11 exons. Gene Ontology annotation, molecular function: tyrosine-tRNA ligase activity; ATP binding. The coding region runs from base 284 to 1447 and encodes 387 amino acids. NCBI's taxonomy places the organism in Eukaryota, Viridiplantae, Streptophyta, Magnoliopsida, Rosales, Cannabaceae. Gene Ontology annotation, biological process: tRNA aminoacylation for protein translation. The record is from RefSeq and is a predicted model, not a curated record.